AUGUCACCACAGGAAGUUGCCCUAUUCUCUUCGCCUAAGGAGACUGACAAGGAGUCAGAUGGCGAAACAGGCAAUGAAUCUGAUCACAGUCAAGUUCAAGAAUCCACACAGGCAUCUGUUCAGGAUUCUGCUGAUAAAUCAGAGAAAGCUGAGAAAUCAAAUGUGCCACCUGAAUCAGGUGAUAAGCCAGAAGCAUCCAGGAGUCUGUGGGAUAGAAUUAUCGAAAUGUGCUGCUGCAUAAGCACAGUUGAGGAUGAGUCCACUUACACAACGUAUUAA
Messenger RNA from Enterospora canceri, 279 nucleotides. NCBI's taxonomy places the organism in Eukaryota, Fungi, Microsporidia, Enterocytozoonidae. The record is from the annotation of a GenBank genome assembly.